CCACAUAUGUCAAAAAAUAACAUGCACUCAGCACUUUUUUUUGAAAAAAGAACCGCUUUCAGCCAUUUGCUACAGGAGAAAAAAAACGUGAAUUGGUUUUAAGAAAAGCUAUAAAUACUGAACCUUUUGCAACUAUACAUUUUAUCUUCAUCUUCAUCUUCUUCUCUAAACACAUAUUCAAAUGCGCUUCUUUUUAUUGUUGUCCAUCAUUGCUUCUAUUCUUGUUUUGUCUGCCAAUGCUGCUGCUGUGAUCAAAAAGAGAGCCUCUCCUAAUGUUCAAACCUGUAUUAAUAACAUCAACGAUGUCACUAACCAACUCAACACUUUGCAACCUACGAUUGAAAGCGGUGGUGUCAUUGAUGUCAACAGCAAAUACAAUGACCUGAAAAAUGCUCUGGACUCUGCUCAAAGCAACUGUUGUGCUAUCAACAGUGUUGUUUCUGAUGCUGAUGCUGAUGAAUUCUUGGCUGCUCUUGGUCAAGCUGCACCCAAGAUUCAAAGUGUCUUGUCUGCUAUUGCUACCAAGCAAGACAGCUACAAUUUUCUCACAAAGAUUGUAGUCCGUACUCAUAUCCACAACCUUGAUCAAACUACUAAUGAUUUAAAUACUUGUUUCAACAUCUUCACUCCCAGUAGUAAAGCCAGUAUUCUUCAAGGUUAUUACACAAAUAUGCAAACUGCCUUUAAAUCUACUGAAGCUGCUUAUGGCAUGUAAUAAUAUUUGUUUAUAUAUUUAUUUGAUCAAUAAACACGCAUUGAUUACAGAUCUAGAAA
Messenger RNA from Gilbertella persicaria, 774 nucleotides. RefSeq lists its product as uncharacterized. The coding region runs from base 182 to 715 and encodes 177 amino acids. Lineage: Eukaryota; Fungi; Mucoromycota; Mucoromycetes; Mucorales; Choanephoraceae. The record is from RefSeq and is a predicted model, not a curated record. The transcript has 2 exons.